AAAAUAGUCUGGAACUCCCGGUGCAGUCAAUGGUCUGUUGAUUUCGAUGCCGCCACGUGGUUUUUCUGUUUGCCUUCUCUCACUCAACUUAGUUCAAGCAGCAGAACAACGUUUCUGCCACUUGAUUGUGUUGUCAAACUGUGCCGGCGAGUGCGGAACCGAUGAUGCACAUAUAGGUAGGUUGGCUUAUUUAUAGACAUGUGAAUGAACGACCGAUUUCAAGUUUGUUUUUUUCCAUUUAUUUCUCUCGCUUCUAAUCGCGACGCAAUCCGGGAGUCGAGUCGUCGUCGUCGUCGUCGUCGCGCCUUCUAACUGAUUGAGCGAUUUAGUAAACAAUUUCCAAUGUAGAGCAGUAGUCAGUACGUAUAGUAAGUACCGAUUGGAAGCGUUAUCACGAUUUGUAAUUGUUGGCCAACUCGUGAAGGAAAAAACAAAACCAAUUGUCGUCCGGUCGCUAUAGAAACAAAGUGGUGAACUGCGGAAUACUCCGGCUAACUGGUAGUUAGUUCGAGUACCAUCCUGCUCAGGUAGAUGGUUUUCUAAAGAAUGGAACGGUGGAAGCAGAUUUCAUUGAUACUCUGCAUUUUGGGCUUCCUGAAGGAAUUCCGACCGAGUGAGCCGUUCGUGUUUCAGUUUUUAACCGGGCCCUCCCACAAUCUGACGGUGGACCAGGUCGUUCAGGAUGUUUUCCCCAUCGGAACGUACUCGUAUGUGGCCCAGCUGGUGGUCGUCUUCCUGGUUACCGAUUACUUCCGCUACAAGCCGAUAAUCGUGCUGGCCGGCCUCGCUGGAACCGUCGUUUGGUGCAUGUUCGUGUGGACCCGAUCGUUGAGGGCGCUCCAGGUGAUGGAAAUUUUCUACGGAACCUACAUGGCGGCUGAUAUUGCGUACUGGACCUACAUCUACGCUAAGGUCGACAAAAAGUACUACCAGAAGGUGACCUCACACAUCCGAUCGGCUACUCAAGCGGGACGAUUCCUCGCGGCGACUACCUCGCAAGCCGUUAUCUACUUCCAGCUGACCGGGUACCUCGGGCUUAACGUGAUCUCACUGGCAGCUCAAAUAAUCACCACGCUAUGGGCCUUCCUGCUUCCGUCGGUCCCGGCCAGUAUGUACUUCCACCGGGAAAUAGCCCCAACGGAUGAAGAACUUAACCUCAACGACAAAACAACUCAACCUCAAAACACACCCUCGGCAUUCCGCAACGCCGUUACGCUUCUCUGGGACCACUUCCGUUGUGCCUACACCAACUUUACCGUUAUCCGAUACUCGCUCUGGUACUCGUUGGCCGUUUGCCUCUACUAUCAGAUCACCUCGUACGUGCAGGCUCUGUGGUCCGAGGUAGCCGGAUCGGAUACCAUGCUCUGGAACGGGGCCGUUGAAGCCGUCCUUACCCUAAUGGCGUCGAUUGCUGCCUUCUCCGCUGGAUUUGUUCCGCAAAGGUUGCUACAGCUGAACGCCACCCUCCUAAGCCUGUCGGCCAUAGCGAUCGUUCAGGGCGUAGGAUUGCUCAUAGCGACCGUUACCCACAACCUGAUCGUUUCCUACGCCGGGUACAUCGUUUUCGGGAUCCUGCACAUGUUCACUAUCACCCUGAUCAGUGCGGAAAUAGCGAAAAACAUCAGCGACGAUAGCUUUGCGCUGAUCUUCGGAAUCAACACACUGCUGGGCCUGGUGUUGCAAACGCUGCUUACGCUGGCGAUCGUUGACAGCGGCGGGUGGCUAGCUUUGGAUGUGCGUGGCCAAUUUACCGUCUACAGCUAUAGCUUUAUGGUGAUGGGAGUGACGUUCGGUUUGUUUUUGAUGCUGGAGGUGUGUACUCGAAGGCGUUUGGCGGGUAGCAAUCGAUGAAACGAAAA
Messenger RNA from Uranotaenia lowii, 1859 nucleotides. Its product is annotated as thiamine transporter 1-like. Gene Ontology annotation, cellular component: plasma membrane. Lineage: Eukaryota; Metazoa; Arthropoda; Insecta; Diptera; Culicidae. The record is from RefSeq and is a predicted model, not a curated record. The transcript has 2 exons. Gene Ontology annotation, biological process: vitamin transport; transmembrane transport. Bases 547 to 1851 code for a protein of 434 amino acids. Gene Ontology annotation, molecular function: vitamin transmembrane transporter activity.